AUGUCCUCCUCCAUCAGAAUUGAAUCUGUCGUGAAGGAGAAGAGCAGGAUGGGGGAGUGCCCUGUCUGGGAAGAAAGGGAGAGCGCACUCGUCUACGUAGACAUCAACUCACAGAAAGUGUGCCGCUGGAGCCCGCUCACCAAGGAGGUGCAGAGCGUGCCUGUGGAUGCCCGCGUGGGCGCGGUGGCGCUGCGGCAGCGCGGGGGCUACGUCAUCGCCCUGGGGACCAGGUUCGCCCUGCUGGACUGGGACACCCAGGCAGUCACCACCGUCCUCGAACUCGAGCAGGACAAACCCAACAACAGGUUCAAUGAUGGGAAAGUGGAUCCAAAGGGGAAUUUUUUUGCUGGAACAAUGGCUGAAGAGACAGCACCGGGGGUCCGCGCGAGGCAGCAGGGCGCUCUCUACACCCUCUUCCCUGACUACUCAGUAAUAAAACAGUUAGACCAGGUGGACAUCUCCAACGGUCUGGAUUGGUCCCUGGACCACAGAACCUUCUUUCAUAUCGACAGCCUGGCAUACGCUGUGCACGCCUUCAGCUACGAUGUGCACACCGGCAAGAUCGACCAGCCCAAACUUCUGUACCAUCUAGAAAAGGAGGAGCAGAUGCCUGAUGGGAUGUGCAUAGAUGCAGAAGGGAAGCUCUGGGUGGCCUGUAUCGAUGGUGGGAGAGUCAUUCGUAUAGACCCAGAGACAGGAAAAAGAAUCCAAACUGUGAGACUGCCUACCCCGAGGAUCACCUCCUGCUGCUUCGGUGGAAGAGACUACUCAGAGAUGUACGUGACGUCUGCAUACGAUGGGCUGGAUGAGACCACCUUAGCCAAGGAGCCUCAUGCAGGAGAGAUUUUCAAGAUAACAGGCUUGGGUGUGAAAGGGAUCCCACAGAACUUCUAUGCUGCUUGAACUCUGAUGCUAAAUGGCAAGAAAUAGUUGCAUCUUGGAGCAAGUCUGACAAGAAGUUCAAUGAACUGUAGAACUUACUUGUGUGAGGAUUUCGAAACCUACAUUUGAGAGUGUGCUUGUUUGGAAUUGAAGAUGUUCCUUCUUCUGUGGGCCUGUGGCUUGAUGCAAUAGGUUAGAGAGGUCAAGUUAAUUUGUGUUACAUCUUGAUAGCUUUUGUGACUUUCCAUAAACCUCUUCAAGCUCAAGCCUGUGUUGAACUUUCUGAUGACCAGCUCCGGAUUUUCAAGUCUGUGUGGUUCCCGAAGCAGAAUCUGACUUCUGGUUUGUCUUUUCAUGUUACAGUGAUGUACCAGCAAUGAAAUGGCAGACUUUAAUAAACACUUUCAGGGUGAUGGCUU
Merops nubicus (carmine bee-eater) is the source of this 1301-nucleotide messenger RNA. Its product is annotated as regucalcin-like. Gene Ontology annotation, biological process: L-ascorbic acid biosynthetic process. Gene Ontology annotation, molecular function: calcium ion binding; enzyme regulator activity; gluconolactonase activity. Lineage: Eukaryota; Metazoa; Chordata; Aves; Coraciiformes; Meropidae. The record is from RefSeq and is a predicted model, not a curated record. The coding region runs from base 1 to 903 and encodes 300 amino acids. The transcript is spliced from 6 exons.